Capsicum annuum is the source of this 2199-nucleotide messenger RNA. RefSeq lists its product as uncharacterized. Gene Ontology annotation, molecular function: RNA binding. The transcript has 5 exons. Lineage: Eukaryota; Viridiplantae; Streptophyta; Magnoliopsida; Solanales; Solanaceae. Bases 175 to 1263 code for a protein of 362 amino acids. The record is from RefSeq and is a predicted model, not a curated record.
CCGGUUAUUUACCAAAUUUUCCCAUUAAAUUUUUGAUGGGCGUUGGCACUAGACCCAAUUUAGAAGCCCAAUUCGCAACAGGGACACUUAGUUGUUGGGCCGGGCUCGUACAUUUGGCGGGUCAAAAGUUCACCAGCUGCGGCUGAGCAACCAGAUUUCGCCGCCGUGAAAAUCAUGUAUGCAGUAAACAAAAGCAUGAAAAGCUCUUCCCUCAAGUUUCGGAGCUUCAUUUUCAGCCGUUCCGAUUUCAAUGUCGUCUCAAGUGAAGCUCCUCUUAUGUUCUGUUACUCUGGACCAAGUGUUCCGAAUCCUGCACAUUUGCCUAAGGAUACUUCCUUUAUGCGUUUUCUUAGUCAUGGCAACUCCUUCAUUUCCAGAAACUAUCACCAAAUGAGAUUAAUUCCCGGAUUGCCUCGUCAAGAUCCUACAUUGAACACUUCGCUACUGCCAAGUUCAUUAACUUCUGGAUCUCGUGAGAUCGUUUUGAAAUGGCUUCAUGCUAGGUGGUUCUCUAGUCCGUCAAUAGAGCUGAAUACGGAGAAAGGUGUUGUCAGAUUUAGAUUUGGUCAAGAAGCCGGAAAAAGAGGCGGUCAGACAAAGGCAAAGCGUAUCGUGAAGAGGUUUAAAAUGUCUAAAAAAGCAAAAUUGAAUGAACUCAAAUUUUACCGACUGAAGGCAAAGAAGAAAAUGAGAUCCCCAAAUCCUGAAGUUAGGAUCAGAUACAAACUUGAGAAGGCAAAACGAAAGGAAGCUUGGUUGAUUGAGAAAUUGAGAAAAUUUGAGGUACCUAAAGCUCUAGAUGAACCACAUGAUCCUGAAAUUUUAACUGAAGAGGAGAAGUUUUACUUGAAGCGCACUGGUGAGAAAAAGAAAAAUUAUGUACCGGUUGGGAGACGAGGAGUAUUUGGAGGUGUGGUGUUGAAUAUGCAUCUUCACUGGAAGAAACAUGAGACAGUUAAGGUUUCAUGCAGGCCUUGCAAGCCUGGGCAGAUUCAUGAAUAUGCUGCUGAGCUGACUCGGCUAAGCAGAGGCAUUGUUAUUGACAUUAAGCCAGACAAUACCAUAAUAUUUUAUCGUGGAAAGAAUUAUGUUCAACCAAAUGUUAUGUCGCCUCCAGAUACUCUAUCUAAAGACAAGGCCUUGGAAAAAUAUCGAUUUGAGCAGUCUUUGGAGCAUACAAGUCAGUUUAUUGAGAAAUUGGAGAAAGAGUUGGUAGAAUAUCAUGAAUAUCUUGCUCGGAAGAGAAAAAAAGAAAAGAGUUGAAGCUAAGGGUUUGAAGUUAAAUUAUGAGGGUGUGCUUGCAAUUACGAAAUGUUUCUACCUCUUCAAGCAGGUGUGAUGGCCCAUAGGAAUGGAGCUGAAAGAUAGAAAGAACCAUGUACCUUGCAUGGUAAAAAGAGGCAGAGUUGAACUUUGAACCCCUCAGAAGUUGAAUGAAAGGAGUAGGAUCUUUCUUUCACUCUCAUAUGAUCAUGUCCGGAAGAAAGAAAGACGGUCUUCAUACUCCAACCCUUUUUCAAUCGUCAAGCCAAGCUUGGUAUAAGGUUUGCAAUUGCUGCUUUCCGCUUACUGCAAAUAAACCAGCUUCAAUCUUGGAUAGAUUAGUGGAUAUUCCCUCAACUCUCAAGUGGAAGAGUCUUGAAAUCUGAUAGCAGAAUCGUUCAAAAAAGUGUCCAUGUUGACUGGAGUUGAGGUAGGGAAGUUUAAUCGUAAUAAGGCUUCCCUCAACUCUCAAGUGGAAGAGUCUUGAAAUCUGAUAGCAGAAUCGUUCUAAAAAGUGUCCAUGUUGACUGGAGUUGAGGUGGGGAAGUUUAAUCGUAAUAAGGCUUACCAGUGAAAAGCAAAUAAUACUGUUUGAACUUCAUUUUCUCAUGUUGCAAUCAGAGGAACUUUGGUUGUGCGUGCUCUGACUGACCCAUGCAAGCAUAUUGCUUAGUUUACAGUGCGAAGACUUCAUGGUAACAAGAAGUCGAAAAGCAAUGACGCUUUAAACUUUCUUGUUUUACUGUUUUGAUCAGUUGCUUGGUGUGUAGGCUUUGAAACAACAUGUGCUGGAGUUAUUUAACUUAUGUUGGAGUUUUAAUUGGUAAUACUUGUAAAGUUUGUUACGAAUAUGGACACAAACAGAGCUAUUUACCGUGUAGUUGUGAAAAUAACUAUAAAUGAGAAUGAAUAUAAUGGAUUAUUUGUUCGUUUUUC